AUGAAAAUCGAUCCUAAAACAUUACGACCGUGUAGUGCAGAAAUUUUUCCUCGAUGUAUGCAACUUAUUGAACAUAUCAAAUCAGCUUCGGAUCGGAGAACAUUUGUGGAACGACUAACUGAAGUUCAUGAAUGGCAGCCACAAUUUGGGAAGUCCGAAAUGGCGAGGUGGUCAGAUGUUUUGAACAUGUGCGAUGAUGUAUUGAAAGAUGCCGUAACGUGUAGUUCAUCACCGGGUGCAGUGAUGGCUAUCGACGAAGAUCAGACUUUAUUAACAGACGUUACAUCUGUUCUGUCUUUUACCGCUAUGCUUUUCGAGAAUACUUUCACCCGUUCAGUCUACAGUUCUACUGACCGGUUGUUAAACUUGUUGGAUUCUGGUAAUGUAGAGAUUGUUGUGGAGACAUUGAGAUUAUUAUUGGUUAUCAGUAAGCGUUCAAGAUUUCUCUCACAACAUCUCAGUGAUGUCCAGCAGAAAAAACUCACUGUCCGACUUUCUGCUAUUGCUCAAUGCUGGAAUGGUAAACUCAGAAGUAUGAAGAUGGAUGAGUGUUGUACUACGAAUGUUCGACCUUCCGCUUUGCUACCAAUCGGAUUUCAGACGGAUACGAAUAAUCUUGUUCGUUCUGUACAUUUAGAUAAAAGUUUUGCGGCUGAACUGGAGCAUUUGUUAUCUGGUAAAAAUAUUGAGGAAGAUGAACGUGCAUCUUUCAUAGCUCGCUUACGUCUGGUACGAUCUUUCAACACUUCUCGCGGUCGACGUCUUAGUAUUAUUGCGCGUCUUCUUUCGCUAUCUAUACUAGUUUAUACUCGUAGUUUAAUAGAAGAAUGGGCAAUGACUACAAUGCUUUAUGAUGGCCUUAUUGAAGAAAUAACUCGUUUAUUACUGAUUAAUAAUACGUCCGAAUCAAUUAUUGAUGCUGUUAAAACUGAAGCACUUCGUACACUAACCAGUAUUGUUUCACUUGGAAGACCUGCAAAAUUGAAUAUAGUAAUAGAAUCCCUCGGAGUAAAUUCAUAUCACGGUUUUUUGGCUCGAAUGACUCGUCAGUGUGUCGACGACUUACGGUGUGGGAGAAUUGGAAGUGGGUAUACAACCGUACCAUUCUGCACUGCCCUAUUUUCUUUGCUUUAUCAUCUUGCUGGCUUUGAAAACGGUGGUGAAGCAUUGGUUUCGUGCGCUUUAACGGAGACAUUACUGGGUGUGGUAUCCUGUGAAACACUGCCUUUAGAACUAAUUACUUUUGUGACACGUGCUGUUCGCGUUAUCGAUAUUAUGACUUCGUUAGAUGCUAAUGGUUUUAUAUCUUGUAAUGGGAUGAGCACUAUUGUUCACCGCUUAAUUUUUGAUGUCAAUAUAUGCAUGAAACAUCUGGCAGAACUGAGUAUUACUGGACCUACAACAGAACAGUGUCAUCAGCAGCGUGCAGCACUAAUUAAAUCAUUGCUGAAUUUCAUCAAAAGAGCUGUUCAAGAUACACAGUUUGCUGAUAGUACUCGACAUAUCAUGGAUAGUGGUUUACCGAUUGCUUUAGUGCAUAUCUUAUCGAACUGCGGAUUUUUUGGAGCUUCACUGUUUCAUAAUGCUGUUUGCUUGAUUACAAAUUUUAUCUAUCAAGAACCUUCUUUACUUACGUCCUUGCAAGACAAAGGUGUUACGAAUGCUAUUCUAAAGACAAUAUUCCGUGAAGAGUUACCCACUUCUCGAGAUGUCAUCGCUGCGUUGCCGAACACUUUUACCGCUCUUUGUUUGAACGAUCGUGGACUGAAAGCUUUUAUGAGUGAAAAUCCUUUCGAUCAUUUCUGUGACAUCUUCGUGUCGACAAAAUACAUAUACGCUAUGAAAUGCCGUCGCAACGAAAUGAACGAGGUGGCCUUGAAUCUCGGCACAUCGUUCGAUGCCUUUUUGCGUCAUCACCCGACCUUGCGAGAAAGUUUCCUCAAUUCGUUUGCAAAGAUGUUGAGUAAAUUAUUGGAUGUCGCAUCUACGGAUUCGCCACGUUGUGUCAUGUCUCUUGCAUCAUGUCGCAGUACUCAAGCAACAAUAGCCGUUUCAUCAACCUCCCCCAGCCAAGAAGAGGAGAAUAUCAUGGGGGGCAAUGUUUCUUCGGAUGAUGACGAUGAAGAUCCAACUUCAGCUGUUGCAAAUAUGGACGAAUUGCAUACAACUGAAAAUGAAUGUAAUCAGCUGGAUCUUGGCCUGUCUUUGUCGAUUGUGUGCGACGGAAUUCCUCUUAUUCCUCUUGGCGAGUAUCUAUUGAAUAUCGGAAAAUUUCUGGAAACACUGUUAACUCAUAAUGCAUCACCUGAACAGGCUGAUGUUUUCGUGCAGUCUGGUACUGCUGAUAAAUUGCUUUCUUUACUAUUUGUUCGACAGAUUCCGUUAGAACUGUCGCAGUCACUAUUUCCGCAGUUAGUUACGAAUAUAAUACGGUUUCUUUUUCAACAUACAAGAAGUAGUGAUGUAAUGGAUAUGGUUGCGAAUCGACUGAAUAAAUUUUGUCUGGAUAUGUUAAGUUCGUGUAACACGAAUGAAGAUUCGUCAAAGCUAUCGUUGCUUGCGAUGAGUUCGUCAGAGGCUUCAUUGGCAAACAUUUGUGCAAUUUCAGUUUUCUGUUCUGUUCUCAGCAGCUUAUCAAAAGCUGCUUUAGGAAGUAACACAGCCACUAAAACAGCAGUUCUCAGAUUUUGGACAAACGAAGGUUGUAGACUUCUCGCUUCCUGUAACCAUGCUCAGAGAAUAGUUGUUUGGGAAAGUGCGGUUUUGCAAAUAUUUAAUGCAACAAACAAAUGCGUAGCUUCCACGCAAACGGAUGAUGUUCAAACAAGUGAACCAACAGAAGAAACUAAUAUAACUUUGCAAGAAGAUUCAGUUGGAGCAGAUAGUGUGCCACAGCGCAUUGGUCGACCGAAAUAUCUGCUUGAUGAUUACUGGCUUCGUUCAAAAUCGGGAACCAGUGCUCUGAAUCGCUGUAAUCGGCACUGUACGGAAUUGUUGUCAAUGCUUGUCAAAAUUUCUAUCGGUGGAAUGACCAGAACGAGAAGAAUUCAGGAAAAUGAGGGUGGUACACCAUGUGAAAAUGCUGUGCAGCUAGCUCUGCAAAUAAUGAAAGGUUUCCAGCAAGCUCUGGAGUGGAAACCUCACGAUGAAACUGACCCAGCUAUAAUGUUACCCUACUUGGCAAUUUGGAUCAACAAUCUCAGCAACAUUCUAUUUGAUGAACGGAAGAUUCCUUAUCAUUUGAUGCUUUCCGCCUUUUAUCGUACCGGUACUCAUGAUACAUUUUUUAACAUUAUCUCAAAUUACUUCGCACCUGAUCGAGAUCAGAAUUAUUGCGAAGUGGGGCAGUUGUUACAAGCCUGGUUAUCUUUAACGGAGCGAUUGGUCAGUGCACACCUAUUCCGUCACUCACGCUAUAAAAUGUCGGAAAGACUUGCGGAAGCCAAACGUUUCCCAACCGAGAAAUAUCUUGCAAAAUGCCAACAGGAUGCUUUUCGGCAAUCCAAUGUUGUUUUCGGGGUGUUGUCUGCAUUACCCUUAAGCGAAGCCGUUAGUUUUAACAUCUGUGAUAUGAUUAUUUCGAUAUAUCGAGAAAUAGUCAAAGGAAUUGUGCCUUUGACCGAAAAACAAAAACAAGCUGUGGUAACAACGUCUGAAGAUCGCAAGAAGAUGGAAGCAGAACUUGAUGGAGCGAGUAUUGGUCUCUUAGUUGACAUGGGAUUCGAUCGUGAUGCUGCUGUUGAUGCACUGUUGGAAUAUUCAACCGUUCCUGAGGCUGCCGAAUAUCUGAUCGCAACUGACAGCUUAGGCAGACUUCGUCAGUCGUCAACUGAUGAAAGGAUAGAUACUGAUGAAACCGAUGCAGAAGAUGGAAGUGGCCAAAAUGGUGAUUUGAAUGUGGAAUUCGAAGAUGUUCUUUUGAAGGAACCGAUUUCCUUGAACGAAGUACCUUCUCUCGACACCCGCCUAAUAUUAUCCAGCCUAUGUAAAGAUGUCAUUCCAAUUCUUUUGAAUUUGAUGGAACAUGGAGCAGAACUAGUGUUCAGUACCUCGGAAGUUAUGUUGGUAAUCUUGAAUGAAGUAGACGAUGAUUGGAGAAAAAAUAUGCUUAUUGGUGAAUAUUUGGUACAGGAUAUCCUUCUGAUGGUGGACGAACUGCGCUGUGACGAGACUGACGAGAAAGUAGUUAUCUCGCUUUCAACUCGUUUGCAUUUCGUGUGUUUGCUGUGGCCUGGGAUUGCUACUACUUAUAUGGAUGUCUGCACAGAAUAUCGCCUUCAUAGUGUUUUAAUUUCUGUGCUUGACAUGGUUGUCAUACACUGUUCAAAGAGACCUGCAUUUAUUAGGCUUAUUGCACCAAUAUGUUUAUGGCUCGAUCUCUAUGAUAAAAUGUUGAAGCUAUUGGAUAGCAAGGAUAAAGUUGAAAAGGCUGUUGAGUCGUAUGCGUGGAAGUAUUGGGAUACUGAUGAAAGAGGUGGUGUAUAUACUUGGAUUAAUUAUCCUCCCGCGGCCUCGCAUACACUCACAAAUGCAUUUCUUGCUGGUCGCAGGAAUUGUAACAUAAGCGUAGGAGGCCGCCAAUACACUGUUGAUUUUCCGUCAAUGAGCCAUCGUAAUGCUGAAUCUCACAUCGAACGACCGAUUACAAUUUCUGGUCGCUUGAAGGAUGGUGCUAUAUUGUCCGAAAUACUUGCUGAGGGUAACGAGCAUAAAGAAUGGGAUGAGGUGGUACAUGACAGGCUCGUACCAGCUAUCAUUGGCCUUCUUGGCUUAGCAAAUAUAGAUGCAGCUUCGAUCCAUGCAAUUUUUAUUUUGGCUGCACGUAUUACAAGAGAUUUUAAAAUUGCGAGGGAGUUUUUACAGCAAGGGGGCGUACAAACAAUGAUAAAUGUGUCGGGUGCCGCAGUGCCAUCGUCAGCUGUUCUUGGGGCCCUUAUUAUUCGUCACUGUCUUGACGAUGAAAUUUCGGUAAGACAGAUUUUCGAGAAAACAGUGCGUACAAUUGCUGCAGGUGGCUAUACCAUCAGUCCACCUUUAACAAGAUGGAAUCAUAUUAGGACACCACGAACAACUCGUGACUGGUUACAUGCUAUACGCGCUCUUUCUCCGCUGUGUGCACGCCAUCCGCAGAUUUUUGCUGCUACUAUGGAACGUGUUACGCGAAAACAGAACGGUCAAAUAACUGUUUUACCGAUGACUCCCGUUGAUCCAUCUUGUAAGCAGUGGACUGCAUGCUCACCUAUUAAACAGGUGUUGACGCAUUUGUUGAAUCACACGUUGGACUUUUCAUGGGAGGAUUCGAAUAGAGUGGUAAAUCGUGCAUCACUUGUACGAUUGAUUGCUGAGUUGGCGAAGAGCUACAGUAUUGUAGCAACAUUAGUUGCUGAAUCACAUGACCUUAAUGGACAACCUUUUAUGGUAUCGAUCCUAGAUAAAUGUAUUAUCCCAAGUGGUUCUCCCACCGCUGAUGGUAGUCUUUAUAUGGCUGUGAAGACCUUUGUAGCUGCAAUCGCUUCGUGCAAUCAUUCGCCAAAAGCUCAGGAAACUUUGAUCUCAAGCAUUAUUUCUUCUCUUCAUAUUGUUUUCUGUGAAGCUAAUUCAAAAGCAGCAUGCACUAAGUUAAGGUUAUUAGCGGAUCUAUUUUUGUUGGCACGUGAUGCAUGUCCAGCAGGACCGCAAGAUAUGCGCAAUAACACAAAUUCAAAUGCAGUUUUGCGUCUAAUUAUAAAGAAACGUGUUUGUAUUGAACUGAGUAGAGUGCCAUGGUAUUUGAAUUUAUCAGCGAAAGAAGGUAUCGAGACUUUAAACUACGUCCUGCGAGUUUUGGAAGAGUUGACGCGUACAAUCAACAGUAACCAUUCUGCACAAAAUGCAGUAAGAGAAAAUAUGUCCGAAUCACUAUCAGUGACUCAGAAUGCGUCAGCAUCCGUAACGCUAGUUGCAACAUCGGAAAACGAUGCAUCAGUCACAGUAACAGCGCGCGAGGGUGAACAUUCCCAAGAUAAUCAACAUGUCGAGGACAGCAGUAGCACUGCUGAUGAACAUCGUUUUGAGACCCAUGAGGUAACGGUUGAACGAAAUAGACCUGAUGAUGAUGAUUAUUGUGCGGACGACGAUGGGAAUCGUGGUCGUACUAGACAUCCGGAUGCUGUUGAAGAUUCAAGUGAAAGUGAGGAAGACGAAGAUGAUGUAGACGACGAUGAUGAUGAUGAAGGUGCUGGUCUUAAUGAAAUGGACGUGGAUGAUGAAUCGGAUGAUGAACAUGACGAUGUAAUGGAAGAAGAAGGACGCGUGAGUGUCGAAGAAGAAGACGAUUUUGGGAUGGUAGAAAUAGAACCGGGAGCAUUAAGUCGUUUUACUUUAGUCGACAGUGUAGAUGAUUCUGGACCCGCAGACCGAUUUGAAGAUGGCGAUUCUGAGGAAAAUUUUGUCAAUACAAAUAUAUUUGUUGAAAAUUUGGAUGAUAUUGAUGCUCUUACAAAUGGUGCAUUCACGGGUGCUCGCCUUUUUGUAAAUACUAGUAUGGAAGCUGCACAUGCUGAUCGAUCGUUGGCUACAGUUAGUUCUGUGCAUCCGUUAUUACAAAGAUCAUCACAGACCACUGGUAGUGAUAGCGUUAUAGGUCAAAGACCUACGAGUUAUCGCCUUCUGGUUGGUCAACGUCGUGGAACUGGAAGUAUGGCUUCAACAGGGUUGCAUCGACAGAAUGCGGUACGGCGUUGGACAACAUUCGGCACACAGAGUGAAUUCAUUGAACGACUGCUUGAUGGUUCUACAACAGCUAACGGCAGUCAUCUUUUUGACGUCGCUCCAUCGCGUCAACGCUUCUUGAAUGUUGUUAUGCAAGACCACGGAUUGGAUAGUACAACUACAGUUACCGGUGAAGAGCGACGGCAAACAUCCGUUCCACUUCCUCUGGAACGAUUUUCAGAUGCUGCAAGGAUAAUUGAUGGUCAUGCUCAUUUGUACUUGUGGGUUAUGGUCGCGUCUUAUAUUACCAGUGUUAUGGAUGCUAUUGAAAAGGACGAAAAUGAGAAGAAAACAGAAGAAGAAAUAAUGAAAACUCAGAAGGAUUUUACGGAGGAAUCUUCGAAGAGAACUCUAGAUGAUGUGACAUCAAAUGAAAGUAGCAGUACUACACGGCUGUUUAUUGAUGAGGAAGAGCAUGGAGAUGUUGGAAACGUUGAUGAUAAUGUUGCUGAUGCACAACUAGAAUAUUCAUCAGAAUCUGUCGAUAUAACAGUCCAAACGCCUAGUGUUUCAGAACCCAUGGACCAGUCAGGUACUUUAUAUUAUGAUACUUCCGAAAGUCUUGAAAAUCAAAUUCAUCGAAGUUGUGAACAGGAGCAGGGAAAUACUACUUCGAAUGUAAACAGUGAAAUUUCAACAGAUGCAUCAGUACAUACAGUACUAGUUACUGCAAAUGAAGCUGAAGAACAAGGAAAUAUAGAACAACUAAGUGCACCCGAAGUUACACCAGAAGUUCCACUUGCUAAUCAAGAUGAUUUCAGAGAAAUAUUAGGAGAUAUUGAAAUUCCUGAAGGCGUAGAUCCUGCGUUUUUGGCAGCCUUACCAGAAGACAUACGUACGGAAGUGAUUCGAGAUCAUAUCAGACAACAGCGUUCACAGCGUUUGAUACAAACUUCUGCAAACUUAGAAGCAGCUAGUCAGGCAAAUGGUGAAGUACCUGUAGUUGAACCACUUGAUCAGGAAUUUUUAAAUGCACUCCCACCGGAUCUUCAGGAAGAGAUUUUGGCACAGCAUGAGAGGACUGUGAGAUUAGCUCAGGAAAGAGUGGAAAGUAAUAGUGCACCGACGGCUGACGCUCCGGUUGCUACAGAUGAUGCAGCUGCAUUAAUUGAAUCGCUUCCACCAACUCUGCGAGCACAAGUACUUGCUGAUGCAGAUGAUACGGUCUUGCAAGUUUUGCCCCAGAAUGUUGCGGCUGAAGCGCGACGUUUGCGAGCAUCUUAUGAAGCACAGGCAUUGUUUUAA
Messenger RNA from Brugia pahangi, 7995 nucleotides. Lineage: Eukaryota; Metazoa; Nematoda; Chromadorea; Rhabditida; Onchocercidae. The record is from the annotation of a GenBank genome assembly.